GUGACUCAAACUGUUUAUAUCAUUCUGCUUUCUACCCGAUAAACUUUUUUUUGUUAAUAUUUUACUUUUUUUACACUGUUAUUAUAAUAAUACAAAAAUAUACUUCUAUUUUGGUUAUAAGAGAUAAAUCGAAACUUUUUUUAAAAAUUUAUAAUAGAUACUUUUAAAAUAACUUUCGAAUUCGUAAUUUGAUAUAAAAAUAAUGUUUUUGGAAAGCCGGUAAUUAAACGCGUGUAGUAGUGUCUGAACUUAUAUUAUAUAUUUUCCGUUUGUUUUGUUUUAAAUAAUAUAAAAAAAUAAAUAUGGAAGAGAAAUAUUCACUUGAGAAAGAUGGUACCUAUUGUUUAGGUUUUCCAAAUAAAUUCGCUUUAUCCGAAAAAGAAAUUGAAGAAAUUUUUUCUGAUUUUGGUGAUGUAAUUUCGGUUAGAACAAGUGGCGAUGAGCGAGGUUUUCGAUUUGUAAGAUAUAGAACAUUAGAGGAAGCAGAAUGUGCUGUACAAGGUUUAAAUGGUCAUAAAAAAAUUCGUAUUUUACCUAAGAAACCAAAAGUUACCAAUAAUAAUGGGAAAGGAAAAGAAAACCAAAGGAAUGGACAGCAAAAAAAUUUAGGUGCAAAGAAGAAGGUUAAUGAAAAGAAUAAAAAGAAAGAUGAUGAUAACGAAGACUGGAACGAUUCAUUCAAUGAAGAUUCAUCUUCGACACACUCCAUAAAUAAGCAUAAAUCACAAUUAUAUGGUGGUGCAUAUAAUGGAUCCUUUAAAAUUAAAUCUCCAGUUGCUAAUAGUGAAGAAGAUUCAACAGAUACUUCAGAGACUGAGAAUUUAAUGAAGAUUUUGAGACUUCGUUCAUUGCGUGGUCAAUCUUCUUCAAAAAAUUUUGUCCCUAAUCUCAAUUUGAAUGUUCAUGAAGAUGAAACCAAAACGAAAAUUAAUCAAAGUCAUGACGAAGAUGAGAAAAUUAAUAGAGAUGUCUUUAAUCCUAGACAAUUAAAUAAAAAUGUUAAAACAAAAACACAUAAGGCGGUGGAUUCAUCUUUAAAAUUAAUGAAAGAAGAAAAUGAAAAUUUAUUGAAAAAAAUAAGACGGUAUUCCUCGCAAGGGAAUUCAGAACGUAAUUCUUCUAAUUUGCCAAACGAUAAUGAACCUCCUGAACUUAUUUCCACCGAUGAACUCAAACAAAGAACGAGCAAAGUAUUUGUUCGCAGUGAUAAUACUGUGAAAACUAUUUUAGCAGAAGAAGUAAUUGUUGCUAAUAUUAAUGAAAAAUCUAGUGUUUUAUAUAUUUUGUAUCUUCUUGAAAAAUUUGAUCCAAUUUCUAUCACUGAGAUAAAAACAAUAUCUAAAAAUGGAAUUAGAUAUUGUAGUGUUUAUUUCAAAUCUCAAAAAGAUGCGAUUGCAGUUGAAAAGGAGUAUGAUAAUUUUGAACUUUCGGGAAAUAAAUUAAUUGUACGCACUCCACAAUUAUUGAUAAAAGAAGUGUCAACUGAUUAAAAAUUCAAAAAAUUAUUCAUUUACUAAAUUACAAUUUCCUAAUCAUGCAGUUAUUUUUACAAAAAAAUUUUUUUUUUAUACAAAUGUUCAUUAUUUUUACAAAAGUUUUAUUUUUAUAAUAAAAUCAGUUUAAUAUAUAUUUCAUUCACAAUUAUAAACAUGUUUAGUUAAUACAUUAUAAUCAUUAUUAUGACUUAUAGAUAUUCGAUUAAUUUGAUGUAUUAAGCGGAAAAUAUCACUCCUUCAUAAUGUAAAAAUUAAAAAGAUUUGUAUUUAAAAUCUUUUUUUUUAUAAUUAAAAUAAUUAUAUUUUAUUGGCUUUGUCCUAUUGUAAUGUGUAGGGAACAUGCAUAAAGAACUUUGCACUUAUUUAACUAUAUUUUCAUUUUUUCUAAAGGUUGUUACAAAUAGCUAACAUCCCCUUUUUCCUUGAAGAGCAACGUUCUUUAUAAAUGUUCCCUAUGUUAUAGAAACUUAUAUGAAUUAAUACGUUCAUCAUUAUUUUUGUAAUACAAUGUAUUUAGAGAUCACGGAAAGAAUUUCUAUUAAUAAUUAUAAAAUUGUUAACUUCAUUUAUUCUCAUAAAUUGUAAAUUAAUUUUUAAUGUUAUUAUAUAAUCGUUUAAUUUUUUUUUUAAACGUAUUCCUAUGAAUAUUCAUUAAUGGGCGCAAAUGAUUAACUGAACGUAAAAACUUGUACGUGCAUUGAAAAUUAUUAUAUGUAUAAGAAUUAUAAAUCUUUAAUGUAAAAUAAACAUACAAACAUUUAUUUCCAAA
This is a messenger RNA of Leptopilina boulardi, 2265 nucleotides long. RefSeq lists its product as uncharacterized. The record is from RefSeq and is a predicted model, not a curated record. The transcript has 3 exons. Bases 303 to 1490 code for a protein of 395 amino acids. NCBI's taxonomy places the organism in Eukaryota, Metazoa, Arthropoda, Insecta, Hymenoptera, Figitidae. Gene Ontology annotation, molecular function: RNA binding.